Miscanthus lutarioriparius is the source of this 963-nucleotide messenger RNA. NCBI's taxonomy places the organism in Eukaryota, Viridiplantae, Streptophyta, Magnoliopsida, Poales, Poaceae. The record is from the annotation of a GenBank genome assembly.
AUGCAGCAGGACCAGCGGAAGAAGGUUCGGAAUGAGAAAGCAAGAAGGUACUUGAGCAGCAUGAGAAAGAAGGACCCUGUUCCAUUUUCUCAGAAGUUUCCCAGUGCAGAUCCUUUGUCCCUUAAACUAUUAGAAAAGCUAUUAGCCUUUGAUCCAAAGGACCGUCCAACAGCAGAAGAGGCAUUGCGUGAUCCAUACUUCAAAGGUCUUGCCAGGGUUGAAAGAGAACCAUCCUGUCAGCCAAUCAGAAAAGUGGAAUUUGACUUUGAGCACAAAAGAAUGUCAAAGGAAGAGAUAAGAGAGUUGAUAUUCCGUGAGAUACUGGAAUAUCACCCACAAUUGCUGAAUAGCUACAUUAAUGGCACAGAGAGGACAACCUUUCUCUACCCAAGCGCUGUUGAUCAAUUUAAGAAGCAGUUUUCUCAUCUUGAAGAGAGUGGUGGUAACGGCCCAUCAAGUCCAACAGACAGGAAACACGCAUCCCUUCCCAGGACUACUGUUGUUCACUCGAAUCCAAUUCCUGCCAAGGAACAACCUCUUGCUGCCUCAUCAAGGGUUAGACCAGUCUCUGAUGAUUCAUCAGGAUCAGUAAGAGUUAAUGGCUCAGUGAUGAAUUCAGGGUAUCCUCAUCAACAAAUCCCACAAGCAUACGGUUACCGUCAAAUGCCUGCAAGAUUGGACAGUACCAACCCAUCACAGGCCAUGGGAGGUUACACACAGCAGUCGCAGGCUUAUGCUUGUGCUAACAGCAAAGGCUCGCCUGAUGUGGCUGUGAACAUGAGAGCACCCCCCUUCCAUCUUCCAGCUGGACCGAAGAAUAACCCAUUAGAUAGGAUAGCAUCUGACACUGACAUAUACACAAGAUCCCUUAACGGCAUUGUUGCUGCCGCUGCGGCAUCAGUAGGCGCUGGCGCUCACCGAAACGUUGGCGUUGUGCCAUCUGGCAUGUCAAGGAUGUAUUAG